Molecule: messenger RNA, 3749 nt
Organism: Fomitiporia mediterranea MF3/22
Lineage: Eukaryota; Fungi; Basidiomycota; Agaricomycetes; Hymenochaetales; Hymenochaetaceae
Exons: 10
Coding region: 34-3675 (1213 amino acids)
Biological process (GO): mRNA splicing, via spliceosome
Cellular component (GO): nucleus; U2 snRNP
Molecular function (GO): U2 snRNA binding; protein binding
Source: RefSeq, a predicted model, not a curated record
GUCAGGGCUUGACGCGUACGCCCAUCGUUGGCCAUGUACCUGUACAAUCUCACCUUACAACCGCCAACAGCGGCGACGCAUGCUAUAGUCGGUAACUUCUCUGGCGCUCGCCAGCAAGAAAUCAUCGUCUCACAUGGGUCGCGUCUCGAAUUACUCCGACCAGACGUGCAGACGGGUAAGAUUUCAACGGUAAUUGCCAAUGAUGCAUUUGGCUCCAUUCGUUCAUUGGCUGCAUUCAGAUUGACGGGUGGGACGAAGGAUUAUGCCAUCUUAGGCUCUGAUUCUGGAAGAAUUGUUAUUCUCGAGUAUGAUCCCAAAACGAGUAGUUUUAUCAAGCUACACCAGGAGACGUAUGGAAAGUCUGGCGCUCGGAGAAUUGUUCCAGGACAGUACCUUGCGACUGACCCGAAGGGACGUAGUGUCAUGAUUUCGGCAAUGGAGAAGGCCAAACUCGUCUAUAUUCUCAAUCGUGACGCUGCAGCCAACUUGACUAUCUCUUCCCCGUUGGAGGCGCACAAGAAUGCAGCAAUAAUUCAUCAUAUCGUUGGUGUCGAUGUGGGAUUCGAAAAUCCUUUGUAUGCGGCGCUUGAGGUUGAUUACACGGAGUCUGACCAAGAUCCAACGGGCGAAGCUUUUAAUAACGCGGAAAAGCUUCUUACUUUCUACGAACUCGAUCUUGGAUUGAACCACGUUGUCCGCAAAUGGAGUGAACCUACAGAUCCGCGCGCCAAUCUUCUCGUUCAAGUGCCUGGUGGUCAACUAGCGACGUCUGAUCGGUUCGAUGGUCCGUCGGGUGUUCUGGUCUGUUGUGAAGACCAUAUCAUCUACCGGAAUAUGGACUCACCUCAACAUCGUGUUCCCAUCCCUCGGCGUCGACAUCCAUUAGAAGACAAGGAACGAGGUUUAAUCAUCGUUUCUGCUGUCAUGCACAAGAUGAAGGGUGCAUUCUUCUUCCUUCUUCAGAGUGAGGAAGGUGACUUGUAUAAAGUGACGAUUGACCACGAGGAUGAGGAUGUCAGGGCGUUAAAAAUAAAGUACUUCGACACAGUGCCCGUCGCAUCUAGUCUGUGUAUCUUGAAGUCUGGUUUCCUCUUCGUUGCCUCGGAGUUUGGCAAUCAUCAUCUCUAUCAAUUCCAAAAGCUCGGUGACGAUGACAACGAGCCCGAAUUUUCUUCCACGGACUACCCCAAUUUCGGCAUGGCUGACCCCACAGUACCUUUACCGGCUGCAUACUUCAAGCCUCGACCUCUAGAUAAUCUCGUACUUGCUGACGAGAUCGAAUCGCUAGACCCAAUUAUCGACUCAAAAGUCAUGAACAUCCUACCAAAUAGCGACACCCCGCAAAUCUUCGCCGCUUGUGGACGAGGAGCUCGGUCAUCGUUCCGUACACUUCGUCAUGGUCUUGAGGUAGAGGAAGUCGUCAGCUCGGACCUUCCUGGUAUUCCCAAUGCUGUGUGGACUACACGUAUCAAGGAAGACGAUCCUUAUGACUCUUAUAUCAUCCUGUCCUUCGUUAACGGUACACUCGUCCUGUCCAUUGGAGAAACGAUUGAGGAAGUCCAGGAUACUGGUUUCCUUUCAUCUGCUCCAACACUCGCCGUCCAGCAGAUCGGGUCAGAUGCACUACUUCAGGUCCAUCCGCAGGGUAUUCGACACGUCCUUGCUGACCGUCGUGUUAACGAAUGGCGAGUUCCGCAAGGUAGGACAAUCGUUGCCGCUACGACGAACAAACGGCAAGUAGUAGUGGCUCUAAGCUCGGCAGAGCUCGUCUAUUUCGAACUUGAUUUGGAGGGCCAGCUGAAUGAGUACCAAGAUCGUAAAGCCAUGGGAAGUACCGUACUUGCUCUCAGUGUCGGAGAAGUCCCGCCUGGUAGGCAGAGGACUCCGUACCUAGCAGUCGGUUGCGAAGACCAAACAGUGCGAAUCGUGUCGUUGGACCCUGAAAGCACAUUGGAGACGAUUAGUUUGCAAGCUCUUACGGCUCCUCCGUCAGCUAUUUGCAUCGCGGAUAUGUUAGACUCGAGUAUCGACAAGAACCAACCGACGAUGUUCGUGAACAUUGGCCUGCAGAAUGGUGUACUGUUGCGAACUGUGCUCGAUCCGGUUAAUGGCCAGUUAACGGAUACUCGGACGAGGUUCUUGGGUACUCGACCAGUGAAACUUAUGCGAGUCCAAGUACAACGCAAUUCAUCCAUCUUGGCAUUAUCAUCACGUUCAUGGCUCAACUAUACGCAUCAAGGCCUCUUACAUUUUACACCGUUAAUCUUCGAGACGUUAGAUCACGCGUGGGAGUUCUCCGCCGAGCUCUGUCCUGAAGGUCUUAUCGGUAUCUCUGGAAGUGUACUUCGUAUUUUCCAGAUCCCCCGGUUAGGUACGAAACUCAAACAGGAUUCGAUGCCUUUGACAUACACUCCGCGAAAAUUCAUUCCCCACCCGAUGAACCAAUAUUUCUAUAUGAUCGAGGCAGAUCAUCGGGUUAUGGGCGACGACGCUGCAAAAGAAAAAUUAGCCGAACUUCGUCAGAGAGGUGUCAAAUACGACCAGGAGGUCGUUGACCUACCACCAGAGGUGUUCGGCCGACCAAAAGCACCCGCAGGCACAUGGGGUUCAUGUAUCAGGAUUCUUGAUCCUAUCAACAAAGCUACCGUGAAAGUGGUUCAUCUCGAUAAUAACGAGGCCGCGUUUUCGAUUGCUAUCGUACCUUUCGCAGCGAGGAACAGCGAGUUAUUCCUGUGUGUCGGGACUGCAUCGUCAACGUUCUUGGCACCGCGGUCGUGCUCUAGCGGGUUCAUUCGCACGUAUGCGUUUACGAAUGGUGGCGCUGAUUUGGAGUUGGUACAUAAGACCGAGGCAGACGAUGUUCCUAUGGCAUUAAUGGCCUUCCAGGGUCGGCUUUGCGCAGGAGUCGGGAAGUCACUUCGUAUCUAUGAAAUUGGUAAAAAGAAGCUCUUACGAAAAGUCGAAACAAAGACCUACGGCUCCGCAAUCGUCACCCUAAACACCCAAGGUUCGCGCAUAAUCGUCGGCGACAUGCAAGAAUCCAUCGUCUACGCAGUAUUCAAACCACCCGAAAACCGACUUCUCAUCUUCGCAGACGACUCCCAACCACGGUGGACGACUUCUGCCGUAAUGGUAGACUACACGACCAUCGCGGCGGGUGAUAAAUUCGGGAACGUAUUCAUCAACCGACUGGAUUCCAAAAUCUCUGACCAAGUAGAUGAGGACCCCACUGGUGCAGGUAUCCUACACGAAAAAGGUCUUUUGAUGGGCGCACCGCAUAAAACGGGGAUGAUCGCGCAUUUCCACGUCGGAGACAUCGUAACGAGCAUACACAAAAUCUCCCUCGUCGCAGGUGGUCGAGAAGUCCUCCUUUACACCUGUUUACACGGAACGAUUGGGAUCCUCGUUCCUUUCGUCUCUAAAGAAGAUGUCGACUUCAUCUCGACGCUCGAACAGCACAUGCGGUCGGAGAAGCUCAGUCUCGUCGGGAGAGAUCAUCUUGCGUGGAGGGGUUAUUACGUACCAGUGAAAGCUGUUGUAGAUGGUGAUCUAUGCGAACAGUUUGCAAGGUUACCUGCGAAUAAGCAGUCUGCUAUUGCAGUUGAACUCGACCGGACGGUUGGGGAGGUGUUGAAGAAAUUGGAGCAGUUGAGGGUUACCGCUAGUGGUUUCUAAUCCGACUUGCUUUCUAUUUUCUUUGUGCAUAUAUAUAUGUGCUCUCAAGCUAUUCGUGCUGUAUUGAAACUUGC